Peromyscus maniculatus bairdii (prairie deer mouse) is the source of this 1235-nucleotide messenger RNA. Lineage: Eukaryota; Metazoa; Chordata; Mammalia; Rodentia; Cricetidae. The record is from RefSeq and is a predicted model, not a curated record.
CUGAUAAGCCAGCAACAAGCUGUGGAAGACACGUAAGGAAAGCUGUGUCCUCAUUAGCUUUGAUGGUCCAGAUAGCUGACUGCCCUGCCAUGUCACCUAUCAUUGAUUGAGUUGAAGACAGCAUCACUGUUGCCCAGUGUUCACUGUCACCAUGAUGCUACUCAGAAAAGAUACCAAUCUCCAGAUAACGGGGUUCACUGCAGCCAUCCUAGCAUGGCUAUUUUGUAGUGUCUCCAUGGGCCUUCCUCAGUGGCGAGUAUGGUACUUUCAAGAACCCAUGAAAUCCAAGCCCAGCAUGGCCUUAGUAGGACUGUGGAGAACCUGCAUCUACCACAAUAACAACUACUCCAGCAAUGUCCGAGUAUGUCACCGAUACAACUACCAUGACUCCUUCAUCCCAUUGAGUAUUCGAGUUGCUCAACACCUGGUACUGGUCUCCAGCUUUUUGGGGAUGGCUGGGACAGUUUCUAGCAUUGUUGCUCUUUGGAAAAUGUACACAGAGAGAGUAAGGAAGAACACCACCUACAAUUCAUUUUUCUUUCUAGGGAUUCUGAACAUCCUCACUAGCAGCUUUGUCCUUUUUGCUCUCUUGUACAAUUACUUAUGCAUCAUGAGAAAUGAAGAUAUUGCCUUCCCACCAUUUUUCCACAUCCCAUCCUUCCCAGAUACCCAGAAAGCUGGCAGCGCCCUGGCAGUAGCAACUCUUGCUGCAUUCUUUUUUGUGUUAAGUGGCACAAUUUUCAUUUCUUUCACCUUUCACCCACCUAGACACUGAAAUUCAUUCUAAGAUUUUUAAGUAAAUUACCACCUAACAUAGCCUUGAAAAUUCAGAAUUUCCAGGAAUUUACAGCAAGUAUUUAUCAACCUAAAGAUGUCAACCUAAAACUUCCAGAGUUCAACACCACCAUGUCUGAGGUGGACAAGUGGACCUUCUAUUAUUGUUUUAUACUUUAUUGGCCAGCUUAUGGAUUUCAUUAUGUAAAAUUUUGCCUACUUGGUCUUAUGAGAUCUGAGUUUUAAUUACUGUUGAUGAAGGCAAAGAAUUCAAGAAUAUAGUAUAUAUGGAAAUGAGUGUCAGAAUAUAUUAUCCUCCUGUGAAUCCAUAAAAUGAAAGUGGGUCUGUUUCCCAUGUCAUCUCUCCACCAGACGAAAUUUCCCAAACUAUGUUGAAGUUGACAGAUUGCUGUAAGGAAUCUCCCCAACGCAGUAUAAAAAAUAAAUACUCUUGAAGAUUU